Molecule: messenger RNA, 1733 nt
Organism: Strongylocentrotus purpuratus (purple sea urchin)
Lineage: Eukaryota; Metazoa; Echinodermata; Echinoidea; Camarodonta; Strongylocentrotidae
Gene: mtap
Product: S-methyl-5'-thioadenosine phosphorylase
Exons: 7
Coding region: 75-896 (273 amino acids)
Biological process (GO): nucleoside metabolic process
Cellular component (GO): cytosol
Molecular function (GO): S-methyl-5-thioadenosine phosphorylase activity
Source: RefSeq, a predicted model, not a curated record
GCCGACCAUAGCGAGGUAGAUGUACCGGAAUAUUUUCUAGAAUUCUAAAGAUUGACGGUCUUAUCUACGUUAAAAUGAGUGCUGUGAAGAUUGGAAUCAUUGGAGGAUCAGGGCUGGACGAUCCUGAUAUUCUUCAUUCCAGACAUGAGAAGUUUGUUGACACACCCUAUGGAAAGCCCUCUGACGCACUUACCAUCGGACAGAUUGAGGGAGUGGACUGUGUUCUUCUUGCAAGACACGGACGCAAGCACGACAUCAUGCCUUCCAAGAUCAACUUCCGCGCCAACGUGUAUGCCCUGAAGCAGGAGGGUUGCACCCACCUGGUGGUGACGACAGCCUGCGGGUCCCUCCAGGAGCAGAUCGCUCCUGGUCACAUCGUGGUCCCGGACCAGUUCAUCGACAGGACCUACAAGAGGAUCCAGACCUACUAUGACGGAGAGGAAGGCAGUCCUAAGGGCAUCUCUCAUAUCGCCAUGCAUUCCCCUUUCUGUGAAAGAACCAGAGAGCAUCUCAUUGCAUCAGUCAAGUCGCUGGGUCUAACGUGCCACGAAAAGGGCACCGUGGUCACCAUGGAGGGGCCCCGCUUCUCCUCGCGGGCCGAGAGCAAGAUGUACCGCAUCCUGGGCGGAGACGUGAUCAACAUGACCACCGUACCGGAGGUUAUCCUGGCCAAGGAGCAGGGUCUGUGUUACGCCGCCAUCGCCUUGCCAACGGACUACGACAGCUGGAGAGAGUCGGAAGAAUCGGUAUCUCUUGAUGUUGUGAUGAAGACCUUUGCAAUGAAUGCUGCUAACGGCAAGAAGGUCCUGCUUGAUGUCAUUCCAAAGAUAGCCAAAGAAGACUGGACAGAAACCAUCCAGGGGCAUGUGGCAACAGCCAAAGAAGCCAUCAUGUGAUCCUUCCAAGCUCCUCUCACAACUUGCAUCUUUGAAAUAUCCAGAAAAGCAGCUGCAUAUAAAACAACCAAGUACUUUUGCCAAAGGCUAUUUCUUCUUAUUUUAAGGUACCAUUUAAUUAGUAAAGUAUUCAUUGACAAUGGUGUAGAAAGAUUUACGGAAUACUGAUGCCAAGCUUUUAAAUAUCUUGUGGAAAUUUCUUCUAUCAAUGACAGGUCCAGGAAGGGUGAAGGGCAAGUGGGGAAAAGAAAAGAAGAACCAUAGGCUGAUUACCGUUUCUUUUAUUCGCAUGUCACAGGUUUACCAGUCUUGUGCCCCCUCCCCCCUUCUUCCAGAGAAUCCACGAUCUGUCACUGUUGUAUACUUAUACUUAUGAAGAUGGUUAUGGCUAUAGAGUUAUUCUUCUGGUAGUUGCUUCUUUUUUUUUUAAUCCAAAACUUCAAAAUAUUUAUUUCUCUUUUAUUUCUCUUUGGUAUUGGACAUUUAUCAUUUGGUUUAUAUUUUGUUUUUCUUCUUGCAAUCAUGGAUAGGUUAUCGAACAGUUCAGGACUAUAAUGUGUAUUGUUAUUCAAAUAACUUUCAUCCAUUUAUUUUCUACAUUUUUGUUUCUUCUUCCAAUCUUUCUUAAGACACGAUUUUACUGGUAAUGAUACCAGAAAACCACUCACUCAUCAAUGACCAUGUUAAGAGAUUUUGUGAUAAAGUAAAUGAUACUCGGUAGUCUAAAUGUGUGCUAUUAAAGGUAGUGUAUCCCUUUUGCAGCCAACAUCAAAUUCUGUAGAACUUUGCAGGAAUCAUGAGUAUGUCUUGUAUGUCCUAUCUGUGAAAUGUAAAUGU